CGUAAAUUUAAGAAAUAAUCCUUUUUCGAAGUUUUCUCUUAUCUUGUUUUCCUCAUUUUUUGUCAAUGCACGUUUUGCGAAUCUUUCAUAACGAAUGAAAAAAGCGGAGUGGUUCUACGAAAAUAAAGCAGCUGUCGAAAGGGCAACGGUUUCAAAUGGCAAUGUCGUUAAAACUACAAUGAAUUGGAUUAUACAUUGGAGAAAAUUGAUCGAAGGACGUUUCAAUCUAUCGGCCUGCGGCAGAAAUUGUGGAGGAUCAUGGGCGCGAGUGUUACCACCUACACAUCCUGCAGCAAAGGACACCAGACAGAGGGAUAUUCACGAAGUUUCUGGAGAUGUUGUUCCUAUAAACAUGGUCAAGGGUAUUGGACAUCUCAGAGAUCCUCGUCUUAAUAAGGGCUUGGCUUUUACAUUGAAGGAGAGAAUAUCCUUGGGAAUUCAUGGUCUCCAACCACCACGAUUUAAGACGCAAGAGGAACAAUUGGCAUUAUGCAAGGCUUCGGUCAUGAAAUAUACCGAAGAUUUGAAUCGUUACCUUUACCUUGUCGAAUUGCAGGAAAGAAACGAAAGAUUAUUCUUUCGUUUGUUAAGUGAAAACAUCGAACAAAUGAUGCCGAUCGUUUAUACUCCAACUGUUGGAUUAGCAUGUCAGAAAUUUGGUGUGAUUUAUCGUCGACCACGCGGAUUAUUCAUAACUAUAUACGACAAAGGUCAUAUUUAUGAGAUUCUGAACAAUUGGCCCGAACAAGCAGUCCGUGCAAUUUGCGUUACCGAUGGUGAGAGAAUCUUAGGUCUGGGUGAUCUUGGAGCAUGCGGAAUGGGUAUUCCAGUUGGAAAAUUGGCUCUUUAUACAGCUUUAGCUGGUAUAAAGCCUCAUCAAUGCUUACCAAUUACUAUAGACGUAGGUACCAAUAACGAACAACUCCGUGACGAUCCUCAUUACAUUGGUUUGAACAAACCAAGAAGUCGAGGUGCUGAAUACGACGAAUUGAUCGACGAAUUUAUGGCCGCAUGCGUUCAAAAAUAUGGACAGAAUGUUCUCAUUCAAUUUGAAGACUUUGGAAAUCAUAACGCUUUUCGUUUUCUCGACAAAUAUCGUGACAAGUAUUGUACAUUUAACGACGACAUUCAAGGAACAGCUGCAGUAGCAGUUGCAGGUAUACUUGCAUCGAAAAGAAUAACGAAGAAGAAAAUGUCCGACAACAAGUUCGUUUUUCUUGGUGCUGGUGAGGCAGCAAUAGGAAUAGCAGAUCUUUGUGUGAAAGCUAUGGAAGCUGAUGGUUGUACCGAAAGUCAAGCUAGAAAUAAUAUCUGGAUGAUGGACAUAGAUGGAUUGUUGGUAAAAGAUAGACCGGAAGGUAAUCUCGAGGGUCAUAAAAUUUGGUACGCCAAAGAUUACAAGGUCACCAAAUCUUUGAUCGACAUUGUACGUGAAAUAAAGCCAACUGUGCUGAUUGGAGCCUCGGCAGCGGCCGGAGCGUUUACUCCUGAAGUUUUAAAAGAAAUGGCGAAGAACAACGAAAGGCCAUUGAUCUUUGCAUUGAGCAAUCCGACCAGUAAAGCCGAGUGUACUGCUCAACAGGCUUAUGACUAUACUGAUGGUAGAUGCGUAUUCUCCUCUGGUUCACCCUUCGGCGAAGUGAAUCACAAAGGAAAGAUUUACAAACCUGGUCAGGGUAACAACGCUUAUAUCUUCCCUGGAAUCGCAUUAGGUGUAAUAGCAACCGGUGUGCACCAUAUCACUGAGGAUUUAUUCCUGAUUUCUGCUCAGACUAUUGCCGAUCAUGUAACUGAUGAGGAUCUUGAGAUGGGUAGUCUAUAUCCACCCUUAAGCACUAUCCGAGAGUGUUCGAUCGAUAUUGCCGUUAAAAUAGCUAAUUAUGCUUAUGCAAGGAGUGGCUUGGCUAGUGAAUAUCCCGAGCCAAAGGAUAAACGACAAUUCAUUGUCAGUAAGAUGUAUGAUGCCAAUUAUGAUAGUCCACUGCCAAAUCUAUAUGAUUGGCCAGUUGAUUACGCCAGUCCUCGUGUCCUGCCAGACAAAGACACUAUAGAAAUCCGCCACGAUUUAAAACAUCUGUAGCGGAUUUCACCGGAUGUGGAUAUUUGAAGGAUUAUGACGUGUUGGCGAGUGUUUAACAAGACAACGUCUGUGAAACAAAAUAUAUAUACACACAUACACUCGUCCAAAAUUUAUUUUAACGGACUGAAAAGUACGAUCGUUCUCUUAGCCCUUAACGCAUAUAUUACGAGAUUGAAUAAAUAACUAGCGUGACGAUAGUAAUAAUAAAAGAAAAAAAAAUAUUACAGUAAUUAAAGUUUCAUAAAUGUCAAUACGGGUGAUUAUUACAAUAGUUAAGGGUUGAGGAUGGUCAGACCGAACAGUAUUUAAUUAUAAUAAUUAAAAUGUUUGUAUGAAAGAAAAAUGAUUUUACUUUUCACCAAAUGAUAUAUAUAUAUAUAUAUAUAUAUAUAUAUAUACACAUACACACA
This is a messenger RNA of Vespula pensylvanica (western yellowjacket), 2490 nucleotides long. It is a transcript of the gene Men-b, whose product is annotated as NADP-dependent malic enzyme. The coding region runs from base 95 to 2080 and encodes 661 amino acids. The record is from RefSeq and is a predicted model, not a curated record. The transcript has 13 exons. NCBI's taxonomy places the organism in Eukaryota, Metazoa, Arthropoda, Insecta, Hymenoptera, Vespidae. Gene Ontology annotation, biological process: malate metabolic process; pyruvate metabolic process. Gene Ontology annotation, cellular component: mitochondrion. Gene Ontology annotation, molecular function: NAD binding; malate dehydrogenase (decarboxylating) (NADP+) activity; malate dehydrogenase (decarboxylating) (NAD+) activity.